CGUGGGCGGACCUCGUAUGUGCCGCGCAUAGGUCUGCGUGCUAGGGUCCGUCUCUUCUGCUUUCUUUCCUUUCUACGCAAUUUCUCUCUGAGAGCUAGUCACUCCAGCCUCCAGCGCAGAUUUUGCCUGUAGUUAAAGACUCGGUAGAGUGGUUUCCUCCAGACAGCUUGUAAUGUAUGGUCUCAUAUACAACACAGUACAAGGCCUGGUGCUCAAGGUUUGCAAGGGAGACGACACCAAAUGGAAGGAAAUAUGCCAAAAGGCUGCAGUAAAGGAAGUAGAGUUUAUGACAUAUCAGUACUACGAUGAAGAGAAGCUUUUCAAAAUCGUGCAAGCGGCCUGUGACGUGCUAGAUUUACCUCUCGAGAAACUGCUAGAGAGCUUUGGUGAGCAUUUCUUUGAGAAGACAAAGCAGUCUGGGCACAGCUACAUGCUAAACACACUCGGACACGACCUCUUUGGGUUUCUGGUCAACCUGGACUCACUCCACACCCACUUAUCAACGACCUACCUCGAGAUGAGAGCACCUUCUUUCCAGUGUGAGAAGACAGAGGAAGGACUCCAGCUUCAUUACUACUCCUGUCGAGCAGGUCUACAGUCGAUAGUCAUUGGAAUAGUGAGGGCCGUAGCUAAGGAUUUCUACAAGCUUGACAUUGACAUGGAGUUGCAAAUGAGUGAAAAGCUGGAAGGCGUUGCACUAUGUCACCAUUGUGUCUUUACCAUAACCGUAAAGGAAUCCAGCCGCUCUGAUCCUUCAUGGAUAGAUAGACUGCAAGGUGAGAGGGUUAUGCCUGGCGUACAACACUCCAACAGAAACAGUGUCAUUUUGGUUCAAGAGGCAAUGGAAAUGGAGGGACCUAUUGCUGGAAUUGCUGGAGUUGCUCAUCCUCCCUCUGGUCUCACUACAGAAAGUCAAACGUGUCCUUUUGUGAAUGUGUCACGAUACGACAGCGAGUUAGAGCUCUGGAGAGUAAAGGAAGAGGAUGAAGACGAGGAUGAGAGUCAAGUUAGAAAGACGAAGAAUAAAGUGAUCGAUGAAGAUGCCAAAUCUGUUGACAAAUCUCUCGAGUCUGCCUCGUCCAUUCGAAGCCAAAUUGCUAAUGUCUUGCAGCCUGUUAAUCGAUCCUCCAUGCCGAUUUCCCUCCUUCCCCAUCUCUCUAUGGUAACCCCCAGUCAUUCUAGACGUGGUAGCAUCUUCAUACCAGCAGAAGACUGGCCGAUAACCCCAUACCUGUUCCGCUCCCUUUUCCCGUUUCACAUUAUAUUCGAUUGCAAUUUUGUCAUCAAGUAUAUGGGUGUGUCCCUCAGUCGCUUGUUCCCUCUCGCGAUCAACAAUCAAAUGAAACUAACCGACAUAUUCAGCAUAAUCCGUCCAGCCAUUCCUUCCUUUACGUAUCAGCACAUUCGCUCUCGUGUCCACAAUGAAUUUGUAUUGCAAGCCAAAACAAUACAGCAAAAAUCAAAUACGGCUUCCUCAGGCAAAGAUGUCCCCCCAAUACACUUUCGUGGUCAGAUGGUUCCCACUUCUUCCUCUCAGUCCACAAGUCCUAUACUCUUUAUCGGCUCCCCGAGGGUCAAGAGCAUCAAAGAAUUAGAGAGCCAAGGUCUGUACCUCAGCGAUAUACCGGUACACGAUGUCACAAGAGAUCUCAUUCUACUCAAUCACCAGUUGAGAGCUGAGAUGAACACUGCUUCGCAGCUUGAGGUGAUGAAAUUCCGACUUGAAGAGGAGAAGACCAGGGUACAGAAUGAGAGGGAGAGAGCUGAUAACCUUCUCCAUGCAAUGCUUCCAGUGCCUGUCGCUAGGCAGCUUAAACAUGGUGAAGAGGCUCAGGCUACGUUUCAUUCAAAUGUCACCAUUUUGUUUAGCGAUAUAGAAGGAUUUACGACAAUAUGCAGUCAAUGUGAUCAUCCAGAAAAAGUGGUCAAAAUGCUCAAUAAUCUUUAUACAAGAUUUGACAGCUACAUAGACGAAUUUAAAGUCUACAAAGUUGAGACAAUAGGAGAUGCUUACAUGGUGACUGCUGGUCUACUGGAGACAGCAGAGGAUCACGGCUACGCUGUCACCUCCUUCUCAUUCCAAAUGAGAACGAGUGCCAGUGAAAUAUUCAGCCCAACCACUGGGAAACCACUAAAGAUACGUAUCGGUAUUCAUACUGGAGCAGUAAUGGCCGGUGUUGUUGGUACGCUGAUGCCGCGGUACUGUCUCUUUGGUGACACGGUUAACCUCGCCAGUCGGAUGGAAUCGCAUGGAACAGCUGGUAAAAUACACAUCAGUGCCUCUACUUUCAAUACUUUGGUUGGCAAGCCGGUCACUCUGACAUCCCGUGGAGAGAUUACAGUCAAAGGACUGGACACAAAACAGCGAACAUACUUUGUUGAACCGUCGCACAAAUAUGUCGUUAUUGAAGCCGAGAAAGACAAGCUAAUGAAGAAACAAAACUCGGACUCUUUUGUGUCCUUGCACCACGUUCCAAGAUCCUCCUUCUCCACUCACGCGCCAGCACCUGUCUUUGGGGUAGGAGGAAGCUCACAGGAAAAACUUCGUAAGGUCUCGGUACAGUCAAAGCAAUCAGGUGGAUCAUUUUUAAAUUUUGAUGUACCGAUUGAGUCAGCAGCCGAGACACAAGAAGUGGAUGUAGCAGUUAAUGUGGAACAGACAAAGAAUGAAUCAGGUGAAGGAGAGGGAGAGGCAACACUGGAAAAGAGUUCUUCCAAAAGAUCAGUCAAUCGUGACAGCUACUACAAGAUAACUCCAGUGAAUGGCGAGCUCAUGAAUGAGAGUGGAGGGGAAACUAAGAAACAGCGAAAGAAGAAAAAGAGCAAAAGGAAGAUGAGAGAGGAACCUCAAGAGACUGCAGACUGUGAUGAACUCAAACAGAAUAAAAAGUGCACCAUUAGCUAACACCUUGAUUUCAUUCAUAGCUAUGCUCUGAUCUAUACUCCUUUCUAAAUGUAUAGCAAUUAAUACAUUGUAUGCACUAAACUCCUAACUAUCUUUUUAUUUAUUUAUAUUUCCUGUUGUUUGCAGUUACUGUAUAGCUGGUAGAAAUGACUUGCACUCUUGAUGAGUGCCUACCAGCUAUAACUGGAGCUGUUUUUUGUAUUAUUGAUGUAUUUGGUUAUAAUUAUUAGAAGUGUUUGAUGUUUGACGUUGAAGCAUCAGUGCCAUCAA
Amphimedon queenslandica is the source of this 3175-nucleotide messenger RNA. RefSeq names its product guanylate cyclase soluble subunit beta-1-like. The coding region runs from base 173 to 2905 and encodes 910 amino acids. The record is from RefSeq and is a predicted model, not a curated record. NCBI's taxonomy places the organism in Eukaryota, Metazoa, Porifera, Demospongiae, Haplosclerida, Niphatidae. The transcript has 8 exons. Gene Ontology annotation, molecular function: guanylate cyclase activity; heme binding. Gene Ontology annotation, cellular component: guanylate cyclase complex, soluble. Gene Ontology annotation, biological process: response to oxygen levels; cGMP biosynthetic process.